CCCCCAACCAAAAACAAAAGCUCAGCUCAACCUGCGGCGAAUGCGCUGAACCCUCCUACGCGCGGCGACUCAACUUCGAUGGAAGAGGGAGGCCCCGCAGGACCGAAGGUCGUCCGUCUUCUGUAUUUCGCCGGCGCCGGAUUUAUGUUCACGAUCGCCGUCAACAAGUGGAGAGAGCUCGAGAGGAACUCGAUGGAGAAGCAGCGUCUGUCCCUUGAGACGCAUGGCGAUCACAAAUUGCUGCGGGAGGGACCAGCGAAAUGAUUCCGCAGGUUAAGGGACAGGAGGAUCUGGAGAAACAUUACUCAAAGAUCCAAACACUCUGUCGCCGAUCGGGAUGAUGUUUGCUCAUCCCACCAAAGGAAUAUCAUUGUUAAAGUAUGUAGCCAAAUGUUGAGACGAGAAGCUUUUGCUUUUGGUGAACAAACUUUGUUUUCUCCAUAGUUAGUAAUUAAUGAAAGCUUAGCCAUGGUGAGCGACAGGAAGAAGUAGGUAUGUACGCAUCCUUGUAGGGUGAGUAGGAGGUUCCUCACUCCUGGGUUCAUAAAAUGCCCCCAAACUUUGCUUCUCUAAUCUUGUUGCUGGCACUGGAAUUGCAAUACUAUUACUGCUAUCAUCUUUUCCUCUUGUCAAUCAAUUGUUUCACUUCUUGCCUAGAAAGUUAUAAAGAGAACUAACUAUAUUAUCUCUGCA
Molecule: messenger RNA, 693 nt
Organism: Linum tenue
Lineage: Eukaryota; Viridiplantae; Streptophyta; Magnoliopsida; Malpighiales; Linaceae
Source: the annotation of a GenBank genome assembly